Molecule: messenger RNA, 1587 nt
Organism: Brettanomyces nanus
Lineage: Eukaryota; Fungi; Ascomycota; Pichiomycetes; Pichiales; Pichiaceae
Gene: ERG11
Product: Lanosterol 14-alpha-demethylase
Exons: 1
Coding region: 1-1587 (528 amino acids)
Biological process (GO): ergosterol biosynthetic process
Molecular function (GO): heme binding; oxidoreductase activity, acting on paired donors, with incorporation or reduction of molecular oxygen; iron ion binding
Source: RefSeq, a predicted model, not a curated record
AUGUCGGUUGUUGAAACUCUUGUUGAAGGAGCCUAUGCGUUGAUUGUGCAAGUGGCUUCUUGGUUUAUGGCCUUAGGUCUUUUACAGAAGUUGUUCCUUAUCAUCGCCUUUCCUUUCGUUUAUUCUAUCACUUGGCAAUUCUUGUUCUCUCUCCGUAAGGAUAGAGUUCCUUUGGUGUUUUACUGGAUCCCUUGGGUUGGUUCUUCUGUUACCUACGGUAUGCAGCCUUAUGAGUUUUUCAGUAACUGUCAGAAGAAAUACGGCGAUUGCUUCUCGUUCAUGUUGCUUGGUAGAGUUAUGACGGUUUACUUGGGACCAAAGGGUCAUGAGUUUGUUUUUAAUGCCAAGUUAUCUGACGUUUCUGCUGAGGCUGCCUACAGUAACUUGACGACUCCUUGUUUCGGUAAAGGUGUCAUCUAUGAUGUUCCCAACUGGAAAUUGAUGGAGCAGAAGAAGUUCGCCAAAGUCGCUCUUACAACUGAAUCGUUUAUUCAGUAUGUUCCAAUCAUGAGGGAAGAAAUUCUCAAGUACUUUUCUACAGAUCCUGUCUUCCAGGGAAAGUCCGGCAAAGCGAACGUCUUGAAGACUCAGCCUGAAAUUACUCUAUUCACUGCAUCUCGUUCUUUGAUGGGCCGUGAUUUAAGAAACACUUUGAACAGCUCUUACGCACAGUUAUUUAGUGACUUGGAUAAGGGUUUUACUCCUUUGAACUUUGCCUUCCCACAUUUGCCAUUGCCUGGUUACAAGAAGAGAGAUAAUGCCCACGCUAAGAUCACCGAAACGUACAUGGAGUUGAUUAACAAGCGUAGAAGUGACGAUGGUAACCAUGACAAGGACCUAGUUGAUGCACUUAUGAACAAUUCUACUUACAAAGAUGGCACCAAGAUGACCGACCAACAGGUGGCUAAUUUGAUGGUUGGUGUCCUCAUGGGAGGUCAGCAUACUUCUGCUUCUACUUCUGCCUGGUUCUUGCUCCAAUUGGGUGAAAGACCCGACUUGCAAGAAGAGCUCUACCAAGAAAUCAAGAAGGCUAUUGGUGAUCGUGAAUUGAAGUGGCAAGAUCUUGAAAAAAUGCCCCUCCUUAACAAUAUUAUUCGUGAAACUUUGAGAAUGCAUCAUCCACUUCAUUCUGUCUUCAGACAGGUUAUUCAUGACUUGCCUGUUCCUGAUACUAAAUGGGUUGUUCCUGCUGGCCACUAUGUUUUGGCCUCUCCAGGUUGGUCUAUGACUAACGAGAAAUACUUCCCUCAUGCCGCUCACUUUGAACCCCACAGAUGGGAUAAAUUGGCCGGCUCUGGUGGUGGUUUCAUCAAGGAGACCUCAAACUUAGACACCAAUGAGAAAAGCGAUAGUGUUGAUUACGGUUUCGGUAAGAUUUCAAAAGGUGUUUCGUCUCCCUACCUACCUUUCGGUGGUGGAAGACAUAGAUGUAUCGGUGAGCACUUUGCAUACACUCAAUUGGGUACUUUGUUGGUGACCUUUGUCCAGAAUUUCAAGUGGAAGAGUAAGGUUCCUGAUCCUGAUUAUUCUUCUAUGGUUGUUCUUCCAAGUCAACCCGCUGAAAUUGAGUGGGAGAGAAGAGAGUAG